AUGGCUACUGAUUUUUACUUGUAAAUUUGUUUCUCCAUUAGAACUCUCUCUUCGUCCCCAUUUUUUUUCAUUUUCAAGCGGCCAUGUCUUUCAGAGGAGCAAAUGCAUCAUCUGGCAUGGGAGUGGCUGAAAACAGCAAAAGCACAUACCUGGAGCUGCAGAGGAAGAAGGUAUUUCGAUAUGUGAUCUUUAAGAUUGAUGAGAAGAAAAAGGAGGUUGUAGUUGAAAAGACUGGAGGUCCAUCCGAGAGCUAUGAUGAUUUCACUGCCUCAUUGCCCGAGGCUGAUUGCCGCUAUGCAGUUUAUGACUUUGAUUUUGUGACUUCUGAGAACUGCCAGAAGAGCAAGAUCUUUUUUAUUGCCUGGUCUCCUUCCGUUUCAAGGAUCCGUUCCAAGAUGCUCUACGCAACAUCCAAGGACCGGUUCAGAAGAGAAUUGCAGGGCAUUCAUUAUGAAAUCCAGGCAACCGACCCAACUGAGAUGGAUCUCGAGGUGAUUAGGGAGCGUGCACGUUAGGUGCUGAAUCCCGUCAUUGAUUUCGCAUGCUUAAGGAGCUGCCUUGCUUAAAUUAGUGAGUAACUAAGCGAAGCUAUCUACCGUAUGUUAUUGUUGUUAUAAUAACACCUAAGAGGGCUGAUUUCGAACCCCGGGGUUCGGAACUCUGGGCUCCUCAUUGCCAUUAUGCUUCUCAGGUGAAAAUGAGGUGUUGUAAUGGAUAUUUUGACUCUUAAUUAAGUUUUAUUUCCAUCACUUGUCAUGAUGUU
This is a messenger RNA of Hibiscus syriacus, 763 nucleotides long. RefSeq names its product actin-depolymerizing factor. The transcript has 3 exons. Gene Ontology annotation, cellular component: actin cytoskeleton; cytoplasm. The coding region runs from base 84 to 515 and encodes 143 amino acids. The record is from RefSeq and is a predicted model, not a curated record. Gene Ontology annotation, molecular function: actin filament binding. NCBI's taxonomy places the organism in Eukaryota, Viridiplantae, Streptophyta, Magnoliopsida, Malvales, Malvaceae. Gene Ontology annotation, biological process: actin filament depolymerization.